This is a messenger RNA of Sander lucioperca (pikeperch), 2123 nucleotides long. RefSeq names its product death-associated protein kinase 2b (gene dapk2b). The coding region runs from base 274 to 1752 and encodes 492 amino acids. NCBI's taxonomy places the organism in Eukaryota, Metazoa, Chordata, Actinopteri, Perciformes, Percidae. The record is from RefSeq and is a predicted model, not a curated record. Gene Ontology annotation, cellular component: nucleus; cytoplasm. Gene Ontology annotation, biological process: protein phosphorylation; positive regulation of apoptotic process; intracellular signal transduction. Gene Ontology annotation, molecular function: protein serine/threonine kinase activity; ATP binding. The transcript is spliced from 10 exons.
UGUAGUUUCAUAAUGGAGCCAUCAGGGGGAGGGACUUCUGCAAUCACAAAAGCCUGAUGGUGCUGCCCUAAGUGACAGAAAACAACAGAGACUCUAAAGGAGCAGUUUUGUGCCUGAACUGCAGCCAUGAGGAGAGCAAACCGGCUGUAGGAGACGUGGGAACCGAUGCAAUUUUAUGGUCAGCUCGGCGUCUGACAGAAGGGUUGAACUUGUGGAGAAGAAGGCUGGAUAGACGGGCUUUAGUGGUGCACAUCAAGGAGAUAAACUUCAUCAAUGAAGACACCUGGCAUGGCUGUAUUCAAGCAACAUAAUGUGGAUGAUUUCUAUGAAAUUGGAGAAGAACUAGGAAGUGGGCAGUUUGCUAUUGUCAAACGCUGUAUAGAGAAGAGUACAGGCAUCGAAUAUGCAGCCAAGUUCAUCAAGAAGCGCCAGAGUCGGGCCAGCAGACGUGGCGUAAGAAGAGAGGAGAUUGAGAGGGAAGUGGACAUCCUUCAGCAGCUCCAACACAACAACAUUGUAGAGCUGCAUGAUGUGUAUGAGAACCGCACAGACGUGGUGCUCAUCCUCGAACUGGUGUCUGGAGGAGAGCUGUUUGAUUUCUUGGCUCAGAAGGAGUCUCUCAGUGAAGAGGAAGCCACUCGGUUUAUCAAACAGAUCCUAGAUGGAAUCCAGUACCUCCACUCCAAGAGGAUUGCACAUUUUGAUCUGAAGCCUGAAAACAUAAUGCUACUGGACAGGAAUGUUCCUCUACCCCGCAUCAAACUCAUAGACUUUGGACUUGCACACAAAAUAGAAGCUGGGGCAGAUUUCAAAAACAUUUUUGGAACCCCUGAAUUUGUUGCUCCAGAGAUAGUCAACUAUGAGCAACUGGGAUUGGAGGCAGACAUGUGGAGCAUUGGAGUCAUCACAUAUAUACUUUUGAGUGGCGCGUCACCUUUCCUCGGGGACACGAAGCAGGAAACGCUGGGAAACAUCUCGGGGGUGAACUACGAGUUUGACGAAGAGCUCUUUAGCAAUACAAGCGAGCUGGCCAAGAGCUUCAUUAGUCAGCUCCUGGAGAAGGACACAAGAAAACGGAUGACCAUACAAGACGCCCUCAACCAUCACUGGAUUACGUCCUGUGGCCACAUGGAAGAGGAUAGCGCUGCCCGUGAGGCUGAGAAGAAAGCAGAGCAGCUGAAGACGAAGCGUCUAAAGGAGUACACCAUCCAGUCCCACUCCAGCAUGCCCCAGAACAACACGUAUGCCAACUUUGAGCGUUUUGCCCAUGUAGUGGAGGACGUCGGUCUGAUGGAGACGGGUCUGUCAGAGGUGGCAGAGGCCCGACACACUCUGCAGGUUGAUAUAGAAGCACUGCUCUCCAUCUACAAUGACAAGGAGGCCUGGUACAAAGAGGAGAGUGAGACUGCGAGGAAGCAGCUGUCCCAGGUCCGGUACGAGUUCCGCAAAGUUGAGGCCACGAGGAGGCUGCUGCAGGAGGACAUUAAGUCUAUAGAUGCCAGUCUGGAGAGCAUCAGUGGGAAGUACAGCCAGAGGCAGAGUCAGCUGGACGCUCUGAGGCAGGAGCUGAACUCUGAGCUGCAGUGGCUGCAGGACGUGAUGAACUCUCUGCAUCCAGAAGGAGCCAACGGCAGCAUGCACAGCAGCAGUCUGAAUACAGACGUAAGGCAGGCUCUGAAGGAGCUGCUGCAUCCGGCCUGCAGGAUGGAACUGUGCCCCAAGGCCAAACAGCCACUCACAGAGUCUGGCUAACAUAUACAAAUGAAAACAUAUUUUAAUUUAUCUUAAAAUUUCAACGUGUUUUCGAAAAUGAGGCUGUUUGAAUUCUACACAUUUCUACACGUUUGUUUUCAGCAGCACAAACCUUUGAAUGUGUAUCUGUGUAGUUUUUACUUUUUCUUUACUUAAAAUGUUCUUGUGUGAAUUAAAGUAAACAGUAAGAAUUGGAAUUUGAGGAAUAAUUUGAGGAAAUAUAUCUGUACGGUAAAUAUAAAGCUACAGGUAGGAGACGGUUAGCUUUGCUUAGCAUGAAGACUGGGGGCCUGGCCCUAUCCGAAGGUAACAAAAUAUUUGCCUAUCAGCACCUCUAAAGCUCACUGUUACAUGUUGUUUAAAACCGAUCU